UGGUCCGCUCCCGAGGCGGGGCCGGCGGCUCACGACGGGCGGAAGUAGCUCGAGCGGCGGCGGUCGCGGUGGGUUGGCCCUUCUAGGGCUGUGUGGGUCGUGGACGUCUGUCCUGACCGCUUUUUCUGGCUGACCAAACCUUACCGGCGUCGACACCAUGUCGGCCUAUUCCAAAAGCUACAAUCCUUUCGACGACGAUGCAGAAGACGGCGACACCCGCGACCUGCCCGACGGCGCCAUGGACAGGCAGCAGUUCCUGCGACAGGAGGUGCUGCGCAGGGCAGAGGCCACAGCCGCCAGCACCAGCAGGAGCCUGGGUCGUGUAUACGAGUCCGAACAGAUCGGGGUCGCCACUUCCGAGGAGCUGGUCCGGCAGCGAGGAGUCCUAGAACGCACAGAGAAUAUGGUGGACAAGAUGGACCAGGAUUUGAAGAUGAGCCAGAAACAUAUCAACAGCAUUAAGAGUAUGUUUGGGGGAUUUGUCAACUACUUCAAACCCAAGCCUGUAGAGACUGCACCACAACAGAAUGGCACCAUCACUCCCCAGCCCAACAGCAGGUUGAAAGAAGCCAUAAAUACGAGUAAAGAACAGGAAGGAAAGUACCAGGCCAGCCACCCAAACCUCAGAAGGCUGGACAGUACUGAUCCGGUCCCUACAGGACCUGCCUCUGCUAUGGGCACUGAGGCGUUCCCAAAGAACUCAACCCUCCGAGCCUAUCACCAGAAGAUUGACAGCAACCUAGAUGAGCUAUCCUUGGGCCUGGGCCGUCUGAAGGACAUAGCCCUGGGGAUGCAGACAGAAAUUGAAGAGCAGGAUGACAUUCUUGACCGCCUGACAACCAAAGUGGACAAGUUAGAUGUUAAUAUAAAAACCACAGAAAAAAAAGUUCGCCAACUCUGAAGAUGGAAGGAGUCCCACUCCAUUGUGAUGAAAAGAUUCUAAUCUCUCUUUUUAAAUUCCCAAGAAAUUUCAUUUAUUAUUUAGUGUAUUAACAGUUAACCUGUGUUUGAAAUGCUA
Molecule: messenger RNA, 1018 nt
Organism: Jaculus jaculus (lesser Egyptian jerboa)
Lineage: Eukaryota; Metazoa; Chordata; Mammalia; Rodentia; Dipodidae
Gene: Snap29
Product: synaptosome associated protein 29
Exons: 5
Coding region: 158-901 (247 amino acids)
Biological process (GO): synaptic vesicle fusion to presynaptic active zone membrane; synaptic vesicle priming; exocytosis
Cellular component (GO): plasma membrane; SNARE complex
Molecular function (GO): syntaxin binding; SNAP receptor activity
Source: RefSeq, a predicted model, not a curated record